CCGCCCCUCAUAUUGGAGCAGCAGCAGCAGCAGGGGCGGAAAAGGCGGGAGGAGUGUGCCGCUUCCGCGUCCGCGCAACAGUAGCAGAAGCACAAAAUACAAGGGCAAAAUGGAAGAUAAGUUAAUUUUAGCUGUAUUUAAUUACCCGGAGCUGUACAAUCUCACUUUACCGAAUUACCGUUGCACGGAAAGUCGGUUAAGCGCUUGGAGAAACAUCAGUCUGGCACUCGGCUGCCCAUCCCAGGAAUGCAAAAGAAAAUGGAAAAACCUGAGGGACCGGUACCUGAAGGAAGUCCGAAUGGAGCUCAAAAGCAAAAAGCAGGGAGAGUUUGUACAAAGUAAAUGGAAAUACAGACAGCUGAUGAACUUUAUUGCUCCCUUCACCGGAUCCAGAGUUGGAGUGACAGACGUCUGUGGCAAUGAGAAUGACAAUGACUAUCCUGACCAUGAAUCUGGUAGCGCAGAGGGAGACACGACUUUGUCAGAGACGAUUAAGACAUCUCCAAAUGACACAAAGAUUGCAGUGAGUCCCUCUGAGCAAAAAGCUCCAUUGGCCUUCGUAACACAGCUCCCCACGCUGUCUCAGGACACAGAGCUGACUCAGCUGGCCAUGGUGGCUAAGAUGCCCCCCGUCUCCCAAAUAACCCCCAACAGCAACACCGGACGGAAACGACCUCUGUUGUCAGAGUCGGUAUCACAGUCUUUCCCUCAAAGUACAGACUCGUCAUCAAAAUGGCUGAUUAAGGAUGGGGGCUUGCCGUUUCCCAGCAGGCUGCGGCAGGACGAGGACGAACUGUUUCUGCUAAGCUUUGUUCCUGCUCUGAAGCGACUGGCCCCACAGAAGAGGUGCGAGACUAAAAUGAAGAUCCAGCAGAUCAUGUAUGAAGCAGAAUUUAACGUGCAGGAAAAAAAGGCGCCGCAAGAGACGUAGAAUCGAUCAGGAUGAACGUUUUGCAUUCUGCAUGGUCUUAAUAAAUCCUCUUUUCUUCACAGUCCAUCAUGGUUCAGACUAAACAAUUUCACCUACAAUAAAAUGAUGUGCAUUUUGA
This is a messenger RNA of Girardinichthys multiradiatus, 1049 nucleotides long. RefSeq lists its product as uncharacterized. The record is from RefSeq and is a predicted model, not a curated record. Gene Ontology annotation, molecular function: DNA binding. Gene Ontology annotation, cellular component: nucleus; transcription regulator complex. The transcript is spliced from 2 exons. Lineage: Eukaryota; Metazoa; Chordata; Actinopteri; Cyprinodontiformes; Goodeidae. The coding region runs from base 110 to 931 and encodes 273 amino acids. Gene Ontology annotation, biological process: regulation of transcription by RNA polymerase II.